GCUUGAGGAGGCAAAGCAUCAGUACUGAUACCGAGGGCUUUGGAAAGUGACGGAAGGCCAGAUGUAGGGUGUCCACGGGACGAUACAGAGUUUAUUUGAUCGUUUUUGACAAGUAGACCAAAGAUUUACUUUACGGGUCAAGAUGCUUUGUCAUAUUACUCGUCCGGAUUCAGUGGUUAUGGAAGUAGAAGUUGAUUCGAAGGCAAACGGAGAGGACUGUCUGAACAAGGUAUGUCGGAAGUUGGGUAUUAUCGAGGUGGACUACUUCGGGCUGCAGUUCACCGGGGCCAAAGGCGAGAAGCUGUGGCUGAAUCUUCGGAACCGGAUCGGCCAGCAAAUGGAUCAUCUGACACCGUGCAGGCUGAGGCUCAGAGUCAAGUUCUUCGUAGAGCCUCAUCUCAUCCUUCAGGAGCAGACUAGGCACCUGUUCUUCCUGCACGUGAAGGAGGACCUGCACCGCGGGCACCUGCGCAUGUGCUCUGAGCGGGCGGAGGAGCUGAGCGCCCUGCUGGCACAGGCCGAGUUCGGAGACCACAACCACAACACCGCCAAGUACUGCUACAGCGAGCUCACCGGCCACCAGCCCUGCCAGACCACCGUCGACAGCAUCGUGUCCAGGCACCAGGCGUUGGCGGGCCAGAGUGCGGCGGCGGUGGAGUACCAGGCCCUGCAGCUGGUGGCGUCUCUGGAGCACUAUGGCGUGGAGUGGCACUGGGCGCGUGAUGCCCACGGCUGCAUGCUCGCCAUCGGAGUGGGCCCGGACGGCAUCGCCAUCUGCAAAGACGACUUCAGCCUCGUCAACAGAGUGGCUUACCCCGUGAUCCAGAUCGCCACUCAGUCAGGCAAGAGUGUGUACCUGACGGUCACCAAGGAGAUGAGUGACAGCGUGGUGCUGCUCUUCAAACUCAUCAGCAGUCGAGCAGCCAGUGGGCUGUACAGAGCCAUCACCGAAACACACGCCUUCUACAGGUGCGACACGGUGACGAGCGCGGUGAUGAUGCAGUACAGCCGCGACUUCAAGGGCCACCUGGCGUCGCUCUUCCUCAACGAGAACAUCAACCUGGGCAAGAAGUACGUCUUCGACAUCCGCCGCACCUCCAAGGAGGUGUACGACCAGGCGCGCCGCGCGCUCUACAACGCCGGCGUGGUGGACCUGAGGCCCCUGCCCUGCUCCUCCACCCCCCCGCCGCCGCCGCGCUCUCCCCUGGGCCGCCAGCAGGGGCCGCCAGACUGCGGCGGCUGCGUGGAGAGCCGCGAGCUGCAGGAGCGGCUGAGGAAGCUGCGGGAGGCGCUGUUGUGCAUCCUGUGCUGCGAGGGCCAGAUCGACGCCGCCUUCUGCCCCUGCGGUCACAUGGUCUGCUGCCAGGGAUGUGCCGCGCACCUGCAGCUGUGCCCGGUGUGUCGGUCGGAGGUGGAGCACGUCCAGCACGUCUACCUGCCCACCUGCACCAGCCUGCUGAGCCUGACGCUCGGAGGGUCUCCUGGCAGCCCCGCGCCCAUCCCCCGCCACCUGCACGCGCCCACCUGUCCCGAGCAGGACUACCCCGCCGACGACAAGCUCUGCCACACGUGAACCGCAGCUGACCACAACUGCCCACUGAAGACCAGCACAGCAGUGGUUCUCAAAACGUUUCACGAUGAGUACUGUUUUACCACAACUCACCACUGAAGACCAGCGAUACCACUCGUCAGCAAUAGCCACCACUGACCAGCUGUACUAUACAGCAUUAGCCACCGCUGGAGAGACCAGCUGCACUUAGCAUCAGUAGUGACCACUUCUGGAGACCAGCUCUGAUAUACUUCAGUAGUGUCCACUACUUGGGACCAGCUGUACUUUAGCAUCAGCAAAUGAACCAAAACACAGCAGUGUGUGUCCACUCUCACACACACACACUACCACACACACGAGAAGACUCCAGUGGCUCUCCUUUGGCUGUCAGUAGGACAUCAGCGUCCGCCAGUUCGAGUGUCCCAGUUCUCACGACGAGCGCGCGUGAUCAGAUGCGUCCAGCGGGCAUGUGCUGGGUCGUGUGCUGUUGACCUCCCGGCGGUCGUGCUAUUCCACUGUCCGGCACGGGUCAUUAACUCCCGGCUCCGCUCGGCUGGUUUGUGUCCACAGAUGUCAGCGGUCAGGAGUCCAGUCCCUGUUUUAAUGAGUGAUGCGUAACGUGUCUCUUAACCGCGUCCAUCAGUUGAUCUGAUGACCACUCGCGUUGUUGUUGUUGUUUUGGCUCCUCUACGGAGCGCAGAUUAGAAUUAACCGAUAUUUUUGGCUCCGAGCCUGACACUUUUGUAUGAGAGGAAAGAGAACAGACCACUUGAUUUAUUUUAAGAAGUAGCUCGUUUUUAUUUAUCUGAAUUUUAAUGAUAUCUAUAUUAUCUAUAUAUCUAUAUAUUUUCUAAUAUUGUAUCCACGUUCAGUGUGUUGUUCAUUUGAAGUGGAAUGGCUUGCAGAAAUGUUGCUGUUGUUUUUGUCUGUCGAUAUAAGGAUACCCGCUCUGCAGAGAGGCAUUAUGGGAAAGUGGGUGGAGCCCAGGGGCGUGGUGUGGGUGCUGAAGAGGAGGGGCCUUAGAGUUCCACUGCAGGGGGCCACACCCCCUAAGGCCUGUGAUUGGACAGAUCCACACUCUCCUAGGCCUGUGAUUGGACAGAUCCACACUCUCCUAGGCCCGUGGUUUGACGGUUGUUUUUUGUUGUCCAAGGACCACUAGACGAUCCGAGUGUGCUGUGCCGUGCUGACCACUAGAUGAUCUGACUUUUGAAAGCUUUAGUGUUUUACUGUUGUCACUAUUAUAACUCUUAAACAUGAAAGAUUCUAUAAAAUUACACUGUCACUUUAUGAAGUUCCCCAAGUGUAUUAUAUGUAGGAAUUUGCCUUAAUGUAGCAUACACGGUGUGUCCAGGAUGCAUUCUUCCUUUUGCACAGAUUUUUAGCGAGAAGACGACGACGAUGAUCAUGAAGACUAAAUUAGUUUUUAUUUGCUGCUCAUGCAGUUUUUGCAGGGGAUGGUUUUAUAUGAGUAGGAUUUGUUUCUGUUUGUUUGAAGCAAAAACUAUGCUGUGGAAAUGUAAAUAUAACCUUGGAUCGUUUUAUAUUUCUUUGAAUGACCAGAGAUAUUAAUAAAGCUUACUGUUUGUUUUUAAA
Messenger RNA from Sardina pilchardus (European sardine), 3145 nucleotides. It is a transcript of the gene mylipa, whose product is annotated as myosin regulatory light chain interacting protein a. NCBI's taxonomy places the organism in Eukaryota, Metazoa, Chordata, Actinopteri, Clupeiformes, Clupeidae. Bases 143 to 1573 code for a protein of 476 amino acids. Gene Ontology annotation, biological process: ubiquitin-dependent protein catabolic process. The transcript is spliced from 7 exons. Gene Ontology annotation, cellular component: cytoskeleton. The record is from RefSeq and is a predicted model, not a curated record. Gene Ontology annotation, molecular function: ubiquitin-protein transferase activity.